Molecule: messenger RNA, 2409 nt
Organism: Zygotorulaspora mrakii
Lineage: Eukaryota; Fungi; Ascomycota; Saccharomycetes; Saccharomycetales; Saccharomycetaceae
Gene: TOP1
Product: DNA topoisomerase 1
Exons: 1
Coding region: 1-2409 (802 amino acids)
Biological process (GO): DNA replication; DNA topological change; chromosome segregation
Cellular component (GO): nucleolus; chromosome
Molecular function (GO): DNA topoisomerase type I (single strand cut, ATP-independent) activity; DNA binding
Source: RefSeq, a predicted model, not a curated record
AUGACAUCAGACAAAAGAGAAGUCUCUUCGGAUGAAGAGGACACUCCGCUUUCGCAAACUUCAAAAAGAAGAAAGGUUUCGCCUCUCCAGGAUAGCGAUGAUGACAUCAGCGAGUCAACUCCCGAGUCAGUUAGCAGCACGACGAGAAGUGUGAGUAGCACAAGUGCGGUUGAUGUCUCUAAUGAUGAAGAUGACAUUGCAUUGUCUCAAGUGUCGGAAAAUGUGAAGGCCAAGAGCAGUGGCGACGGCAAAGGCAAGGAGAAGAUUAAGAACAAGGGUAGAAUAGAGACUGGGAGUAGGAGCAAGAAAACAAAGGUGAAAUCCGAGUCUUCAGAGUCUUCCGAGUCCAACCAGAAGAAAGCAAGGUCUGGAAUCAAAAAGAUCAAACAAGAAGAGAACUCAAAGAAAGCCGGCGGCGUAAAGAAAUUGAAAAAAGAGGAGAAUGAAUCCGAAAGUACAAUCGAGGAAAAAAGGGAAGAAGAAGUUGAUAACAGUUAUAAAUGGUGGGAAGCCAAUAAUGAUGAUGACACAAUCAAAUGGCAUACGUUGAAACACAACGGAGUCAUCUUCCCCCCUGCUUACGAGCCUCUGCCAUCUCAUGUGAAAUUAUACUAUGGUAACCAGCCAGUUGAUUUGCCAGUGAAGGCGGAAGAGGUUGCAGGGUUUUUUGCAGCUCUUCUAGAAUCUGAUCAUGCAAAGAAUCCUGUUUUUCAAAAGAACUUCUUCGAGGAUUUCCUGCAAGUUCUCAAAGAGUGUGGAGGCCCGCUGAAUGGUGUUGAAGUUAAAUCAUUCGAUAAAUGUGAUUUCUCCAAGAUGUUUGCUUAUUUUGAACUGCAAAAGGAACAAAAAAAACAAUUGAGCUCGCUGGAAAAGAAGAGUUUGCGUUUUGAAAGGGAAAAACUUGAAGAGCCUUUCAAGUUUUGUGAACUAGAUGGCAGGAAAGAACAAGUUGGAAAUUUCAGGAUUGAACCUCCGGGAUUAUUUCGUGGACGUGGUGCUCAUCCAAAGACAGGUAAAUUAAAAAGAAGGGUUUACCCAGAGGAUGUUGUUUUAAAUCUUGAUCGAACUGCGGCUAUUCCACCAUUAUGCGAGGGACAAAAGUGGGGAGAAAUCAGGCAUGAUAAUACUGUACAAUGGCUGGCCAUGUGGAGGGAGAAUAUUUCCAACUCUUUCAAAUAUGUGAGAUUUGCCGCAAGCUCAUCUUUGAAUGGUCAGUCUGAUUUCAAAAAAUUUGAAAAGGCCAGGCAACUGAAAGAUUAUAUCGAUCCUAUCAGAGCAGACUAUAGAAAAAAUCUGAAAAAUAAGGUAAUGUUAGAGCGUCAGAAAGCUGUUGCCAUUUAUCUGAUAGAUGUUUUUGCACUCAGAGCAGGGGGAGAGAAAUCCGAGGACGAAGCAGAUACGGUUGGCUGUUGUUCUCUAAGAUACGAGCAUGUUACUUUAAAACCUCCUAAUACUGUCAUUUUUGACUUUUUAGGUAAAGAUUCCAUUAGAUUUUAUCAAGAGGUCGAGGUAGAUAAACAGGUUUUCAAAAAUUUAACAAUAUUUAAAAGACCUCCAAAGCAGCCAGGUCAUCAACUAUUUGAUCGUUUAGAUCCGAGCAUAUUAAACAAAUAUUUACAGAAUUAUAUGCCUGGCUUGACCGCUAAAGUCUUCCGUACUUACAAUGCAUCAAAAACAAUGCAGGAUCAAUUGGAUCUGAUACCCAAUGAGGGUACGGUUGCAGAAAAAAAUCUAAAGUAUAAUGCAGCAAAUAGAACAGUGGCGAUACUGUGUAACCAUCAAAGGUCGGUCACUAAGAAUCAUGCGCAAUCAGUGCAAAAAGCAAAUGAUAGGAUUCAAGAGCUGGAAUGGCAAAAGAUCAGAUUGAAAAGAGCAAUUUUAGAAUUAGAUAAAUCUCAACUGAAAAAAAGACAAAAAUUCUUUGAGGAAAUUGACGAUUUGACCAAAGAGGAUGAGGCAUCAAUUCAUAAACGUGUCAUUGAGAGAGAAAUAGAUAGAUGUCACAAAAAGUUUGCCCGUGAGAAUGAGAAAAGAAAAUCUGAAAACGAAGAGUUGCUCACAGAAUCUGAUCUGGAAGAAUGGCUUGCAAAAGUGGAAGAUAAGAGGAAGCUGUUCGAAAAGGAGCUGAAAACUAAUGAAAUAGAUAUUAAUAAUGCCACUAUAGAAAAACUGGAAAAACAAAUAGAAAAAUUAGAGCAGAGAAUCGAAGUUAGCUGUAUUCAAUUGAAAGAUAAAGAAGAGAAUUCUCAAGUUUCUUUGGGUACGUCAAAAAUCAACUACAUCGAUCCUAGACUAUCUGUUGUAUUCUGCAAAAAGUACGGAGUUCCCAUAGAGAAAAUCUUUACGAAAUCACUGAGAGAAAAAUUUAAAUGGGCUAUAGAGUCUGUUGACGAAAACUGGAGAUUUUAG